AUGGGACGCCGCCCGCGGGGACCUGGAUCCCCCCGGGGACCUGGCCCUCCAAGACCCGGGCCCAGGCUGCCGCCGCUGCUGCUUCUGCUCGCGCUGGCGGCCCACGGGGGCUGCGCAGCGCCCGCGCCCCGCGCAGAGGACCUCAGUCUCGGGGUGGAAUGGCUGAGCAGGUUUGGCUACCUGCCUCCUGCAGAUCCAGCAACAGGACAGCUACAGACCCAGGAGGAACUGUCCAAGGCUAUUACUGCUAUGCAGCAGUUUGGCGGCCUGGAGACCACCGGCAUCCUGGAUGAGGCCACUCUGGCCCUGAUGAAGACCCCUCGCUGCUCCCUUCCGGACCUGCCCCCUGCGGCCCAUGCAAGGAGGAAGCGACAGACUCCGCCACCAACCAAAUGGAGCAAGAGGAACCUUUCUUGGAGGGUCCGGACCUUCCCACGGGACUCCCCCCUGGGCCGGGAUACUGUACGAGCGCUCAUGUACUACGCCCUCAAAGUCUGGAGUGACAUCACACCCUUGAACUUCCACGAGGUAGCGGGCAACACAGCUGACAUCCAGAUUGACUUCUCCAAGGCUGACCACAAUGACGGCUACCCCUUUGAUGGCCCCGGGGGCACAGUGGCCCAUGCCUUCUUCCCCGGUGACCACCACACGGCAGGAGACACCCACUUUGAUGAUGACGAGGCAUGGACCUUCCGUUCCUCAGAUGCCCACGGGAUGGACCUGUUUGCAGUGGCUGUCCAUGAGUUUGGUCAUGCCAUUGGUCUGAGCCAUGUUGCUGCCCCAAGCUCCAUCAUGCAACCGUAUUACCAGGGCCCCGUUGGGGACCCACUCCGCUACGGGCUUCCCUACGAGGACAGGGUGCGUGUCUGGCAAUUAUAUGGUGUGCGGGAGUCCGUGUCCCCUACUGCACAGCUGGAUACUCCAGAGCCUGAGGAACCACCCCUCCUGCCGGAUCCCCCCAGCAAUCGGUCUAGCACCCCGCCCCAGAAGGACAUGCCUCACAGGUGCACUGCCCACUUUGAUGCGGUGGCCCAGAUCCGAGGUGAAGCCUUCUUCUUCAAAGGCAAGUACUUCUGGCGGCUGACCCGGGAUCGACACUUGGUGUCCCUGCAGCCAGCUCAAAUGCAUCGCUUUUGGCGGGGCCUGCCACUGCACCUGGACAGUGUGGAUGCCGUGUAUGAGCGUACCAGCGAUCACAAGAUUGUCUUUUUCAAAGGAGACAGAUACUGGGUGUUUAAGGACAACAACGUAGAGGAAGGGUACCCGCGACCUGUCUCCGACUUCAGCCUCCCGCCAGGUGGCAUCGAUGCUGUCUUCUCCUGGGCCCACAAUGACAGGACUUAUUUCUUUAAGGACCAGCUGUACUGGCGCUAUGAUGACCACACACGGCGCAUGGACCCUGGCUACCCUGCCCAGGGCCCCCUGUGGAGGGGUGUCCCCAGCAUGCUGGAUGACGCCAUGCGCUGGUCUGAUGGUGCAUCCUAUUUCUUCCGAGGCCAGGAGUACUGGAAGGUGCUGGAUGGUGAGCUGGAGGCAGCCCCUGGGUACCCCCAGUCUACAGCCCGGGACUGGCUGGUGUGUGGCGAGCCGCUGGCAGAUGCAGAGGAAGUCGGGCCUGGACCCCAGGGCCGCAGUGGGGCUCAGGACAGCCUGGCAGUAUGCUCCUGCACUUCAGAUGCACAAAAGUCUUCAUUGCCAUCUCUACUGCUGUUGCCGCCACUGCUGUGGGGCCUGUGGACCUCAGUCUCUGCAAGGGCAUCCUGA
Molecule: messenger RNA, 1764 nt
Organism: Arvicola amphibius (Eurasian water vole)
Lineage: Eukaryota; Metazoa; Chordata; Mammalia; Rodentia; Cricetidae
Gene: Mmp17
Product: matrix metallopeptidase 17
Exons: 10
Coding region: 1-1764 (587 amino acids)
Biological process (GO): proteolysis; collagen catabolic process; extracellular matrix organization
Cellular component (GO): extracellular matrix
Molecular function (GO): zinc ion binding; metalloendopeptidase activity
Source: RefSeq, a predicted model, not a curated record